AAUGACGAGAAAAAGGAAAAAUGUAGAGUCUGAUGAGAAUCCUCCAGCGAAAAACUCAUUUGAAGGAUACGGAUAUGCUGCUGCUGAUGCUGAGAAGAAGCCACAGGAGGAGAGAAACAAUUUCAGAACUUUUCUAGCCAAAAAUGAACGAUUUGGAAGUGGAAAUCGAGGUGGAGGAGGUCGUGGAAGAGGAGGAGAUGGUGGAUUUAGAAGAAAUGAUAGAGGUGGACGUGGUGGUGGUGGAAGAGGAUUCGGUGGUAACAGAGAAUUCAGUGCCGGAGAUUUUGAGAAGCAAUACGGUCGAGUUGGCGGCGGUGAUGACACGAAUUCAGGACAACCGGAUAGCUACGGACAAGCUGAUUCGGCUUCAUUCAACGACUCUCGACCAGAUGGAGAUGGUCGUGAAUUUCCGAAAGAAAUUGUUGGUUAUCUGAGAAGUAUUGAACAAAUCAAGAAGAAAGAGGGAAAAAUUGAAGAUUUUAUUCUGGAAAAGUGUGCUGAAGAAGUUGUUGGCCAGGAGAAAACUCUUCUCUCGUGGACAGAAGCAGCCGUUGUUGUUGAAUCUGUAUUUGGAAGUUGUCCUAAAGGAGCAGCUCUCUUCCUUUCAUCGAUUUCUCGUCUCAAGCAUAAAACAUUAGCUGAGCUGAUUUUCGGAGGAGCUAGUGCUAGGACAAUUGAAAAUUUGAUAUUCUCGAUGUGCCCAAUCGCCGAAUCAGAACAUGUGGAGAUUCUUCAAAAACUAGCAGGAAUUCUUAUGGAUAACUGGGCGGAUGCUGUUACAACACAACCUUCGAGUUUUCUGAUUCGAGCUAUUGUCUGGGUGUGUUGUGGAUUGUCAGCAAGGCCAAAGGUUGGAGAGGAAAAGAAAAGAAAUUACAAAGGACAAGAAAUGAAGGCUAGCUUGAAGAAUGUUUAUGAAAAACUUGCAAUCUUGGCAUUCGAUGAGAAUCUUAAUAAAACCUUUAUGGAUUCUCCGAUUUUUGUGACACUAUUUCAAGAUUUUAUUGAAGCCGAUGGGCUUUGGGGAGACAAAAGAGGUGAUGAAUAUGUGAAGAAGAAGCUCGAAAAGGAAGAUAUUGAAGGAAUCUCGAAGGCAUGGUAUUCAUCAAAUGGAUCUCGUGUUUGGGAUAAGCUGAUGGAAACUUGCUCAGAAGAUGCUCGAAGUCUUUUAUGGAUUGAAUUUUGCAGUAAAAAUGUUGACGAAUUGACAGAUAAUCGAUUCUCAAACUUUCCUCUUCAAAAAAUGAUCAAUAGCUCAACAUCGUUGGAAAUGGUCACUGAAAUAAUUGAAACAAUGGCUCCAAAGUGUUCUUCUCUGCUUGAACAUCAGAAUUCUGGUGUGUUCCUUUCGGUUAUCCGAUGUGCUGCACGAUAUCCAUCAUCCGAGAAAACCAUGCUUCAACAACUGAGAAAAUAUUUCCGCGCAGCUUCAGAGGCAAAGAAAGGACAAUUUUUACUCAACGUGCUUACUUUGAAUGGAUGUGAUGGAAGCAUUUUCGAUACUCAGAAGUUCACACAAAAGGGUACAAUGCUCGUCUCAGAACUUGUCAACUUCUCAAAAACGAAAACAUUGGCAACUGGCUUUGAGCAACUCAGUGAGCAACAAAUUCAAGAAAUGUCAUGUAACAAGUACACUUCUCGUUUGAUUCAAGCUGUUUUGGCUAGUAAGACUAUGCCAGAAGAGAUCAAAGAGAAGAUUAUUGGUGCUUUUGAUAAAAAUUCUUGGGAGACGCUUAUCACUGAUACUUUCGGAAGUCGAGUUUUCGAGAAAAUUUGGGAAUUUGUAGACGUAAAGCGCAAGCAGGAAAUCAUGAAAGUUCUUGUUGGAAUUCAUAAUUCAUCCAAGUUCUGGAAAUUUGCAAUGCUUCGCUGCGAUCUUUACCUGUUCAGAAAAAGCCGGAAAGAUUGGGUUGAAAAGAUGAAAAAGUCUAAGAAUUAAUUAUUUUUGUUGUUGUUACUGUUGAUGUUGUUUGUUCUGUUUUGAAUUUUUGGUCUUAAUGUUUGAUACGAUUUUAUUGAAUUGAGUAAAAAAUUGGAAUUU
Messenger RNA from Caenorhabditis elegans, 2041 nucleotides. RefSeq names its product Nucleolar protein 9 (gene ZK792.5). Gene Ontology annotation, molecular function: RNA binding. Lineage: Eukaryota; Metazoa; Nematoda; Chromadorea; Rhabditida; Rhabditidae. The coding region runs from base 2 to 1939 and encodes 645 amino acids. The transcript has 5 exons. The record is from RefSeq and is marked reviewed.